ACAGUUGUAUCAACUCACAGUCUGCUAUUCAGUGAUUAAAUAUACGUUUUUUAUAAAUAUCCUCAAAAAAUACUAAUCAUCAUCCUCAUUUUCUGUUACCAAAAUAACAGAAACCUGAGAUUUUUAUUCAUUAGCUCAAUACUUGAUAAAAGUUAAAACGCAAUAAUGGCUUUGGUGCCGCUUGAAUCAAACCCCGAUGUUAUGACGAAGUUCAUCCAUAAAGUUGGUGUGCCGCAAAAAUGGUCACUCCAUGAUGUCUAUGGUUUGGAUCCCGAACUAUUGGCGAUGGUUCCCAAGCCGGCCCUGGCUUUGAUUUUGCUUUACCCAGAGUCCGAAAAGGCGAAAGCCUAUAACGCAGAAGUCGAAGCUAAAAUAAAAGAAGAGGGUAAAGAGCCGCCGAAAAAUGUUUUUCAUAUGCAGCAGUGUGUAUCAAAUGCUUGUGGAACUGUCGCUUUAAUCCACGCAAUCCUCAACAAUCUUGAACAGAUUGAUUUGGAAGACGGGAUUCUCAAAAAAUUUUACGAGGAAGCCAAAGACUUGUCAUUUAUCGAACGCGGUAAAAUGCUGGUGGAUGCAGCAAGUGGAAUAAUUGAUACUCACAAACAAUUAGCUCAGGAAGGACAAACUGCAGCACCACCGGAAAAUGAACCAGUUUAUCAUCAUUUCGUAGCAUUUGUUGAAAAAGACGGAUCUUUGUACGAACUAGAUGGCUGUAAAUCGAUCCCCAUAAACCAUGGGCCAACAACUCAAGAAACACUUCUGACUGAUGCUGCUAAAAUAUGUCGCGAGUACAUGGCACGUGAUCCAGACGAGGUUCGUUUCACAAUGAUUGCUUUAGCGGCUAAUGAACAACAGUAAUUAAUAAUAAAUAAUAACAAUCAUUAUUAUUUAUUAUAAUACGGAAGCAAAUUGAUGCGUGCAAUGAAUAUCGCGAUUCGAUAAAUACUUAAAAUAAAAACUACGCACAAUUUUUUUUGCAUUUAUAAACAAAGUGCCAUGAACGUAAAGCUUUUUAUAUAUUUAUAUAUUCAUACAUUAUUAACUUGAACGCUUACUGCUGCAACGAUUAAAAAAUUUGCAUUUAAAAAAUAAUAUUUUGUAAACCGGCAAUUAUUCUUGUACUGCAUUAAUGAUACUAUAAAACUUCACUAUUCAGAACUCAUAUAAUUAUAAUUUUCUACUGAAAUAAUUUGUAAAACAUAAUAUAUAAUUUAUAAAACUUAAAAAUAAAUUAUUGAGUGUGAUAAA
Messenger RNA from Microplitis mediator, 1248 nucleotides. Its product is annotated as ubiquitin carboxyl-terminal hydrolase-like. The coding region runs from base 166 to 858 and encodes 230 amino acids. The record is from RefSeq and is a predicted model, not a curated record. The transcript is spliced from 6 exons. NCBI's taxonomy places the organism in Eukaryota, Metazoa, Arthropoda, Insecta, Hymenoptera, Braconidae. Gene Ontology annotation, biological process: protein deubiquitination; ubiquitin-dependent protein catabolic process. Gene Ontology annotation, molecular function: cysteine-type deubiquitinase activity. Gene Ontology annotation, cellular component: cytoplasm.